AUGUAUUCCUCGCCAACACAUGCAGACAACGUCAUCCAGUUCAAGGAAAUCGACCACUGGGUGGCGAGCGCAACGGACGGACAAAUGGUGCAGUAUACUUCACCGAAGUUUAGUGAAUGUCGGGAAUCCUUUCGGACGACAGAACUGCGAAUUCGGAUGCUUGGAAAUAGCAGGAACCUUCGUGAGAUGCAGGCAACGGGGUUGGAUGUGGCGAUUACACGUGUUGUGGGCGGUGACGUUGAGACUGACGGCGCAGUGAAUUUUUGCAUGCACAAGCCAUUUUGA
Molecule: messenger RNA, 285 nt
Organism: Eimeria mitis
Lineage: Eukaryota; Apicomplexa; Conoidasida; Eucoccidiorida; Eimeriidae
Exons: 3
Coding region: 1-285 (94 amino acids)
Source: RefSeq, a predicted model, not a curated record